Ananas comosus (pineapple) is the source of this 1659-nucleotide messenger RNA. RefSeq names its product protein disulfide isomerase-like 2-3. The transcript has 9 exons. The record is from RefSeq and is a predicted model, not a curated record. Lineage: Eukaryota; Viridiplantae; Streptophyta; Magnoliopsida; Poales; Bromeliaceae. Gene Ontology annotation, cellular component: endoplasmic reticulum lumen. The coding region runs from base 92 to 1387 and encodes 431 amino acids. Gene Ontology annotation, biological process: response to endoplasmic reticulum stress. Gene Ontology annotation, molecular function: protein-disulfide reductase activity; protein disulfide isomerase activity.
CGAUCUUCGUCCCUUCCUACUGCGAUCGAGAGAAAAAGAAAAAAAAAGAAAAAGAAAAAAGAGAGAGAUCGAAAUUAUUAAGAGCUGCGAAAUGCUCGUCGCCUCUUCCUUCCUCCUCCUCCUCAUCCUCUCCUACGCUUCCUCUGCUGCAUCGCUCUACUCCCCCUCCUCCCCCGUGCUCCAACUCACCCCCUCCAACUUCAAAUCGAAGGUUUUGGGAUCCAAUGGGAUCGUCUUGGUGGAGUUCUUCGCGCCCUGGUGCGGCCAUUGCCAAGCCCUAGCUCCCGCGUGGGAGCGCGCCGCCACCGUCCUCAAGGGCGUCGCCACCGUCGCGGCCGUCGACGCCGACGCUCACCAAUCGCUCGCUCAGGAAUAUGGAAUUCAAGGAUUCCCUACAAUCAAAGUGUUUUCACCUGGUAAGCCUCCAGUGGAUUAUCAAGGAGCGAGGGAAGUAAAGCCAAUUGCAGAAUUUGCUCUAAAACAGGUUAAGGCACUCCUGAAGGAAAGGUUGGAGGGCAAGACUUCAGGAGGUUCAAAUGAGAAAUCUGACACAAGCGCUUCAAUUGAACUGACUUCUCGUAACUUUGAUGAGCUUGUCCUUAAAAGUAAGGACCUCUGGAUAGUGGAGUUCUUUGCACCAUGGUGUGGGCAUUGCAAAAAAUUGGCACCAGAGUGGAAAAAAGCUGCAAAUAACUUGAAGGGCAAGGUGAAACUGGGCCAUGUUGAUUGUGAUGCUGAAAAGUCCUUAAUGAGCAGGUUCAAUGUACAAGGAUUUCCUACCAUUUUGGUAUUUGGUGCUGACAAGAGCAGCCCUUUUCCCUACGAGGGAGCUCGAGCCGCAGCAGCAAUCGAGUCAUUUGCACUGGAGCAGCUGGAAACCAAUGUGGCUCCACCUGAAGUGACUGAGCUCACUGGCCCAGAUGUGAUGGAAGAGAAGUGUGCGUCAGCUGCCAUAUGUUUUGUGGCCUUCCUCCCUGACAUCCUGGACUCAAAGGCAGAGGGAAGAAACAAAUAUCUUGAGCUUCUAUUAUCUGUUGCUGAGAAAUUCAAACGGAGCCCCUACAGCUUCGUGUGGGCAGAAGCUGGCAAACAGGCUGACCUUGAGAAGCAGGUUGGAGUUGGCGGCUAUGGUUACCCAGCUUUGGUAGCUCUGAAUGUUAAGAAAGGUGCAUACGCUCCGCUAAAAAGUGCUUUCCAGCAUGAUCCAAUAAUUGAAUUUGUGAAGCAAGCCGGGCUUGGCGGCAAGGGGAAUCUACCUCUAGAGAAAACCCCCACCAUUGUUCAAACAGAACCAUGGGAUGGCAAAGAUGGCGAGAUCCUUGAAGAGGACGAAUUUUCGCUCGAGGAGCUCAUGCGAGAUGACACUGCAACGAAAGACGAGUUGUAACAAACGAUCAUUUCCGCAGGGACGAAGGUGUGAGGAAGUGUGCUCGAAUCUCUCGGGAUUAUUUGCACUGCUCAUGCAGUUUUACACUUAGCUCUCCAAAGACUCGAGUUCUUUUUAGCUAUGUUUAUCUUUAAUAUCAAUUGACAAAAGAACAUUCCCUUUUACGGGGUGCAGAAUGAAACAAAAGGUUAAAUCCAGCAUGAGUUUUAUUAUAAACUUAUAACUCUUGUAGUGAUUUUAUGUUUUUAAUGGCGACGGCGCGAGUUUUUAUU